AUGGAAGCACGUCAUUCCCCUCCGCCAUGGCACAUUCGUAUCGGCGUCACGCUUUGCCUCCUCAUCCUCUCCCUCACCCUCCUCACCCUUCGAGCCUUGACCUCUUACCUUCGUCGCGUCCGCAAGACCAACUCAACAAGACGCCAGCGUCUCCUCAAGCAGCUUAACCUCCCCGCAGAGAACGCGGCAGCUCGACAAACCGUCAUUGGCUUUUUCCAUCCAUACUGCAAUGCCGGCGGAGGAGGCGAGCGCGUCCUCUACGAAGCAAUACGGUACCACCUCGCCGCGGACAAGCACACAGUCUGCGUCGUCUACACAGGAGACGCAACGGCAGGCGGCUCGGCCACCAAAUCGGAGAUCCUCAUCAAAGCGCGAGAUCGUUUCAGCAUCGACCUCACCUCCCCCCAUUCAUCAUCACGCCUCGCCUUCCUCCCUCUCCGAUCACGACUGCUUGUGUCAGAUUCGUACUGGUCUCGCCUUACUAUCCUCGGCCAAUCCUUUGGUGGGGCCAUCUUGGCGAAAGAAGCAUGCGAGGAGCUCCUCCCAGACGUUUUCAUCGAUACGAUGGGCUACGCCUUCGCUUACCCCGUCGUGCGGCUCUUUCGGCCUUCGACGCCUGUUGGGGCGUACGUACACUACCCCACAGUUAGCGCAGAUAUGCUGGCGAGAGUCAAAGGGAGAGCGACAGGGCAUACGAAUGACGCAAAGGUUGCAAAGAGUAUGCUGCGCAGCCAAAUCAAGUUGGUCUACUAUCGCCUCUUCGCAAAGGUCUACGCAUGGGCGCUUCGGAGGGCAGAUGUUCUCGUCGCAAACGGGACUUGGACGAUGCGUCACCUCAAUACCCUCCUCGGUGGGCACGGUAGAAGUGCGACGACCGUCUACCCACCAUGCGACACGCGAAGCUUGGAGGGCUUCCCCCUAUCCGGCCGCAAGCCCACCCUCGUCAGUCUAGCACAAUUUCGCCCAGAGAAAGAACAGGCAACUCAGCUGCGCCUCUUACGGGCUCUCUUUGAUCUUCGCCCCUCACUGCGCGACGAUGGAGUUCGGCUUAUCGUGAUGGGGAGCAGUCGCAAUCCCUCGGACGAAGCUCGCGUCGCCUCCCUGCGUCGGCUGGCCAGUGAGCUUGACAUAGCUUCGCAAGUCGAAUUCGUAGUAAACGCUCCUUGGCCUACGGUCGUCUCACACCUCUCUACCGCAAGCGUAGGGCUGAGCACGAUGGUAGAUGAGCACUUCGGUAUGAAUGUCGUGGAGUUCAUGGCUGCAGGACUCAUCACCCUCUCCCAUGCCAGCGCCGGCCCUCUACUCGACAUCGUCGUACCCGACGAGAAAGGGAGGGCGACGGGCUUUCACGCCACGGACGUGGACGACUUUGCGAAGAAAGCUCAGCAUGUCCUGUGCAGAAUGUCUGAGGGAGAGAGGGACGAGAUGAGGGGGAGGGCAAGACGGCGGGCUCAACAGGUUUUCAAUGCGACGGCGUUCGAGGAGGCGUGGAGGGGACGGCUGUGGGAGCCAUUGGAGGGGAAGCUCAAGGCGCUGAGGGAUCGUGACGUCAAGAAGAAGCAAUAG
This is a messenger RNA of Jaminaea rosea, 1566 nucleotides long. Its product is annotated as UDP-Glycosyltransferase/glycogen phosphorylase. The transcript has 3 exons. Gene Ontology annotation, cellular component: endoplasmic reticulum membrane. Bases 1 to 1566 code for a protein of 521 amino acids. The record is from RefSeq and is a predicted model, not a curated record. Gene Ontology annotation, molecular function: GDP-Man:Man(3)GlcNAc(2)-PP-Dol alpha-1,2-mannosyltransferase activity. NCBI's taxonomy places the organism in Eukaryota, Fungi, Basidiomycota, Exobasidiomycetes, Microstromatales. Gene Ontology annotation, biological process: protein N-linked glycosylation.